UAUACUGUCUACCGCCAAUUUCAAGUACGAUAAGCCCUCACCUUUCCCGCCAAAGCUUUUCAAGAAACCACCACCAUCAAAUCGAACCGAGCACACAACUCCACUGUCGAUCGUGUAGUUCCCCAAGCUAGGUAGCUCAAAAUGAGUUCGAAUAACCCCACUCGAAAAGUUCUGUGUAAUACUGCCAAAAUGGUCUAUGCAAAAGGGGGGAGGAAGCCUAAAUCCAAGCCCAACCGAACUUAUCGGCUUAAGAAGAAUGUGUACCGGAUUGGUGGCGUCCAAGUGGAAUUUCCAUUCCGACCAUACGGUUCGCAGCUGGAGUUCAUGGACAGAGUUAUAUCCACCCUUGAUCGAGCUCAGCGAGAGGGCCAUUGCCACGCGUUGCUGGAAUCUCCGACUGGAACCGGGAAGUCACUUUCACUUCUCUGCUCUAGUCUUGCUUGGCAGAAGAAUUUCAAGAUAAAGAAUCAGGAUGCUAAUUUCUGUCACACGAGGCCUGCUCCAGAGGCUGCCACGAAUCCUCUCGGUUUUGGCGGUGGAUUUAUUCCCGAAGUGCAGCCGUCAAUGUCUACAGAUACAGAGUCAUCUCUUCCAGGGCCAAACAACAAAAUUCGGAAGAAAAAAACAGCCCCGACCAUUUACUACUCCUCGAGGACACAUUCACAGAUAUCACAGGUGAUCCGUGAGUAUAGGAAAACUGCCUAUCGAGUGCCAAUGGCAGUGUUGGCGUCAAGGAAACAUCUAUGCACAAAUCCUCGUGUACGAGGGAAAGAUAAUUUAGAUGAAAAAUGCAAACUACUUUUGAAGGAUCAAGAUGCAGGAUGCAGUGAAUUUAAAAACGGAAACAAGGUUAAAUGUCAUCCAACUCUUCAGAAAGGAGGACGUCAUGAGGUUCAUGACAUUCAAGAUUUGGUGAAAACUGGAGAAGCUGUAAAAGGUUGUUCAUAUUAUGCAGCUCGCUCUAUGGCAUACAACGCACAGCUGGUGUUUUGCCCAUAUAGCUAUAUUAUCAAUCCAGUUAUACGAAGAGCAAUUGGUGUAGAUGUUAAGGAUGCGAUUGUGAUCUUUGAUGAAGCCCACAAUAUAGAGGAUAUUGCACGUCAUGGUGGUAGUGUCGAUAUUGAAGAGGAUACUUUAAAUAAAUUGCAGAUGGAGUUAGAGCAACUAUGUUUUAUUAAUUAUUUGGUUUACCAGCCUCUGUAUGAAAUGACACAGGAUCUCAAAAGUUGGAUUGACCGAAGGAAGACCACAUUGCAGGAGCGCGAGUUUCAGCAUUAUGUCACCUGUUGGACUGGCAAUCAUGCUCAAAGGGAGCUCCAAGAAGCUAAUAUAACUCAACAAUGCUUCCCCAUUUUACUCGAAUGUGCAACAAAGGCUACUAAAGCAGCUUCAUAUACGGUGUCAGAUGAUGCACAUUUGAGUGGUCUGUCAGUGUUAACACUGGAAGGAUUAUUCUCUUCUUUGACAUAUUUCUUCUCAAGAAAUGGUUGCCACAUGUCUGACUACCAGCUUGCAUUACAACGCUACACUAAAAGAGAUCCUGAAAAAGCUUGUGCUAAAUGGACGGUUACUUUAAGUUUGUGGUGCUUGAAUCCAGCUGUUGUAUUUAGAGACAUUGGUGAUCUUUCCUUAUCGGUUAUUUUGACAUCUGGGACCCUGUCACCGUUGAAUUCCUUUUCAUCUGAACUAGGAGUUCGGUUUGGAACUUCACUGGAAGCUCCUCACGUGAUUGAUGUGGAAUCUCAGGUGUGGCCAGCUAUUAUAUCAAUUGGUCCAGGAAACUAUCCGCUGAAUGCAAGUUAUAAAACAGCUGAUGGAUAUGCAUUCCAGGAUGCUCUAGGAAAAUCAUUAGAGGAGAUAUUUUUCAUCGCUCCUGGUGGCUGUCUUGUGUUCUUCCCCAGUUAUAAGCUGAUGGAGAAACUCCGAAAUCGUUGGUCUGAAACUGGUCAAUGGUCUCGACUGAAUGCAAGGAAGUCCCUUUUUGUUGAGCCAUGUGGAGGAGCUCAAGAAGAUUUUGAUUCCAUAUUGAAAGGUUAUUAUGAUACUAUACGUCUUGGUGAUAACUUUGCAGUUGGGAAGAAGGUCAAACCCGAUGAAUCGUAUGUUUUUGGCUGUGAAAAUCCCAAGGGUGCAGCACUCCUUGCAGUUUUUCGAGGAAAGGUUUCAGAAGGAAUAGACUUUUCUGAUGAUAAUGCUAGAGUGGUUAUAAUAGUUGGUAUUCCAUUUCCAGAUAUAAAUGGUAUUCAAGUUGCAUUGAAGAAAAAGUUCAAUGACAAAUAUAAAAUGUCCAAAAACCUUUUAAGUGGAAAUGAGUGGUAUUGUCAACAAGCCUUUCGAGCUCUAAAUCAAGCUGCAGGACGAUGUAUUCGACACAAAUUUGACUAUGGUGCCAUUGUGCUAUUAGAUGAGCGUUUCCAGGAAGAGAGGAACAGGACUUACAUUUCAAAGUGGCUAAGAAAAUCCAUUAAACAAUUUGAUAACUUUGAACAGUCUAUGGAGGAGCUGAAAUCCUUUUUCAGCCACAUUAAGGAGCGCAUUAGCAACAAGACAGAAAGUGAGUUGCCAAAAUCUGUGAAUGAGGAGCAUAUUACUUCUACCUGCCCAAGUAGUUGUAGAAGAACGAAGAUAGAGGAAUUUGACAAGUUUAAUUAUCGUGGGCAGAAGGGUCACCAAGAUGUGAAAAACUGUACAGUUGAUAUUUCUCAAGAAGAGUUUGUUACUGAUCCCAAAACCAAAAAUCACGAAUGUAACAGUGUGGACAGAAGCUCAGCAAUCAGUGGAAAUUUGACUAGCCCAAAAGAUACUAGUGAUGAAAUCCUUCUCACAGAAGAAGUUUAACAGUUUAAAUGUCACACAAGUGCCCAAGCUAAAUGAUACUGUUCCUGUUUUUCUGUCACCUGGCCUUCGAAGGACAAAAAGUUGCAUCUAUCUUGUGCACUUUGUAGAAACCCACUCGGUCGCCCAGAGAACCACUUAAACAUAACGUGCUCAUUUACUGUAUCAUCAAAAACACACUUAAUAUCGAUAUAUAAGGAAAGGUUUAAAGCUCAAACUGCCAAUUCGUCUGCAAGUAUACAGCUUAUUAUUACAGACAUCUUGUUUAUUAACCAGAGACUCCUAGUUAGGUCUUCGAAAAAUUCAGCAUGUGGUAUAUGGAGUGAGGAGGAUGGUUGUGUAUACAAUUAAGUCUUUUGCCCCUUCUGUUUCAGUGACAAUUGUAUUGGUGUACAGAUCAUGGCAACUAAUGCAUCAAAUAUACCGUUACUUUAUAAGGUGAUGUUUUUCGUGGGGUGUUUGGAGAUCCAAGACCUCAGCUCCAAGACCUCGGCUCCAAGACCUCAGCUCCAAGCUGCUACAGGAAAGGCUUGAUUAAACAAGGAAGUAUCAUCCGCUAGUAGCUCAACUAAGAAUAAGUAUGCCUGUCAUGGAACCCAUUUAAAAGUUUUCUUACUCCGCUAGCCCACUUACCUCAGGCGGCUGGAGGUCUACUAAAUUGAAAGUCAGAAGGAAAGGAACUUCAUGAAGUACUCGUCUAGAUGCAUUCUGCUUGGCUUAAUUUAACCACUGUCCUGGGCUGCUGACCAAGCUAAUAAGAUCGCCUGGAUGUUUACAUGAUGAUAUAAUGGGAGAUCUGGCAAUUUCUAUCGGUCAAACUCACCAUUCAAAGAAUGCAGCUAAGGUAGAAGAGUCGGUGUGCGUCUGGACGAAAAAAUCUCUUAAUCUAUGAUCAUUUGUACUAAUAUUGUAAAGUUAACUGCAUAUUUAUCUCGAUCUUUUGUUUCCGGGUUGUGAAUCCCUCUGUAUAGUUUCUGCAUGGUUGUUUUGUCAUGCUAUCAUGUUGUUAUAGCUAGGACAGCAUUGUAGAUUCCCUCUAUCAAUAAUGUUAACACAAUUUCCAUGCCUUAUCGAGAGUAUGAUUGUUGAUCUCAAACUGGAAAUUUUUUGAAUUUAGUGUUUUGGGUUUAGCUUCA
Messenger RNA from Cucumis sativus (cucumber), 3971 nucleotides. RefSeq names its product Fanconi anemia group J protein-like. Gene Ontology annotation, molecular function: DNA binding; ATP binding; DNA helicase activity. Bases 142 to 2838 code for a protein of 898 amino acids. NCBI's taxonomy places the organism in Eukaryota, Viridiplantae, Streptophyta, Magnoliopsida, Cucurbitales, Cucurbitaceae. The transcript is spliced from 27 exons. Gene Ontology annotation, biological process: double-strand break repair involved in meiotic recombination; nucleotide-excision repair. The record is from RefSeq and is a predicted model, not a curated record. Gene Ontology annotation, cellular component: nucleus.